AAAUCGAUACCAACCCCAACCCCAACCCCCUUCGUUAAAAAUGUAAAUGCGAAAAAAUUCAAUACUGUGCAGCCAUACACGACGCUCGCAACGCGUUUCCACAAAUCACAAGAACUCGUGUGUCCCAUAAAUUAAACGAAAUUCUCACAGAAAUCCAACAUAAGAGAAGGUUCGAAGAAGUGCUAACGCCGCCAAAAAAAGCAAACGGAAAGGAAAGCGAGAAAAUCGGAAAAAAAAAAAAGGCGAAAAGUGCGUGAAACGUUAACCGGCAAAAACGGAUACAAAGGCCACAGAAAGGACGCAGUGAAAGUGCCAUGGAAAGCGCGUAGUUCCGAGCAUCCGUUCAUAUUCCUGCCGGAGCAGAAGGAAAAUAUGUUAGGUGUGGCUUUGGAGCGCUGCUAGCGGGGAGCCUGAGCGUGGGCGGCUAACGGGAUCUGGCAACACCGGCGGCGGCAACAACAAACACGGCGGAAUCGAAGGCGCCGGCGGCGGCGGCAACGGAGACGGAGACGGAGCACAGCGGCACAGUCCCCUCCACCUCCAUCAAACAGUUAAAGCAGUUCACAUUCCGCCAGCAGGCGCGGUGACAAACGGCAGCGGCGACGGCAACGGCAACGGCUGCCCUGGCGGCUGCUGCUAAGGUUGUUGUUGUUGUUGGCGGCAGCGGCAGCGGCAGAGGCAGAAGCGGAGGCAGGUACAACAAUGAUAAGCACAUCCGGUUCGCAGACAUAACACUUUGGGGCGGCAGAGAAAGGCAUGGUGAAAAUGGAGUCCACUGAGGAACAGGAUAGAAAGCUUGUCUUGGAGUUUUGCCAUUUGCUAGAGAAAUCCAAACAGCUCUUCAAUGGACUCAGAGAUCUGCCGCAGUAUGGGCAUCGGCAGUGGCAAGCCUAUUUUGGACGCACCUUCGAUGUCUACACAAAGCUCUGGAAGUUUCAGCAGCAACAUCGCAUGGUCCUCGACUCCAAAUAUGGACUGAAACGCUGGCAAAUUGGCGAAAUAGCCAGCAAAAUCGGACAGCUUUAUUAUCACUAUUAUUUAAGAACCAGCGAAACGAACUACCUGAACGAGGCGUAUCAGUUCUAUGCGGCCAUACGGGGACGAGCGUAUUAUUCGCGCGCUGCCAAGGAGGAUCGGCCGGAUUUGAUGGUGAAGAAGCUGCGAUAUUAUGCACGCUUCAUAGUCGUCUGUCUGCUGCUGAAGAAAAUGAAGCUGGUGCGGGAGCUGGUCACGGAGCUGGAGAAACAAAUACAGGAGUACACGAACACUUACGAGCCGGAAGAUCAUUUGGAAUGGUCGCUGGUGCUGGAAGAGAUCAAGGGCUUCAUCAAGGCCGAGGCGGCGGUGGCAGUACUCCAUGCCGAUUCCAAUCCCAUCAUAUUAUCGCACAGUGGUUCCGGUUCUAGGUUAUCGCCGCUGACGACGCCGCCGUGCGAGAGAUCGCCGCAUAUGACGCUCAGUUUGCAGGAGAUCCUGAUUGUUGGUUCGGCAUGCGAGCAGGCCAAGUUCUCCGAGCUGACGAUGGACAUGUUUAGAAUGCUGCAGACGCUGGAACGUGAGCCGACGGAAGCGGCAACGAAUCCGUUGAGCAUGUCCCAUGGCCUUGUGCACGGGCACGAUGCGAGUCCGGCGGCCAGCCGCAUACCACCAUACGGAGUGCCCGGCUCCAAGGGCUAUCUGGAGAAUGGCCGUCAUUAUCGAGACAAUCCACACAAAUAUCUACUGUACAAGCCUUCGAUUAGCCAGCUGCUGGUCUUUCUGGCCAGCGGCUUUAAGGAACUGCCCCUGGGCGGUGCUCUGCUCCUGUAUAUGUCGGCGGACGGCUGUUUCUCCACCACAAAGCAUCCCGAGGACUAUGGCUACGAGCUGGGCGGCCUGGGCACCAGCGUGAAGCGCGACAGCGUCGAUGGCGGCGGCUUAUCCUGUCGCGGCAAGUCCUACAAGGAGAGCCACUGCCUAUAUCCGGGCGAUCUGUAUCCGUUUACGCGUCGGCCCAUGUUCGUCAUCAUCGAUUCGGAUAAUUCGUUUGUCUUUCAGCACAUACCCCGCUACUUUGGCCAGCCGCUGGUCGUUCUAAUGUCGCCGCAAGAUGUGCCGCCCGCUUUUCAAGCUGAUGUACAGCAUCAUGGGUCGCUGUUCACGUUGUUCCUGCACUCCCCGCUCACGGCGCUCUGUUACAUAUGCAAUGUGGGUGAUGUGCCGAUCCAUCACUGGGAACGCUGCCAGACUUAUGUGGAUCGUUUCAUAACAGAAGCAUCGCGCCUGGUCACGCGUUGUCGCAUCGAUGAGAUCGAACAGGGCAUAGGAUUUAUCGACUCCUCCUAUGUUCAGUUCUUUGGCGACGAUUUUCUGCGCACACUCAUUCUACGUUUCGUGUUCUGUGAUGUGGUGCUGCGUUUGCAUCGCGGUUUCCGUGGACGCCAUAUGCGACCGCGCUGUGAGCCCCAGCUGCCGGCCAACGAACUGCUCGAGCAUCCCUCGCUGUCGCAUAUCGUUUUCCAGCUGGCAUCGGCGCUCGAUGUGCGCGGCCAUUUCUCGGAGGGACCCGAGUGCGACUGAUGACUUUUUUUGGCCGUAGUCUUAGUUCUAGUCGUAAUUUUCUAUACGAGGCUGUUGCCGCUCUACUGCCCGGACAGACAGUUUUCGUUGUUGCAUUAUGUGUACAAUACUUUUUCGCUGGCAACGAGCUUCAACGUUAGCUGAAAGUUGCAAGCCGGUGGCCAAUUAAGUGGGCAUCUGAAAUAAAAUGAAAGGAACUCCAUUAUGUGUUUGCCGCUUUUGUCGAAAUCAGGGCUGCAAACUAACACAAAAAGAAAGGUCGCCGGUUCGAACUAAGUUCCUGCCUUGAAGCGUGGCUCGUGAGCCUGGUUUUCUACAUCCGAAAAAUCUAGGCUUUAUUUCAGUGCACCGAAUCAUAUAUUUUCAAAUUCUUAAUAUAGUUGUUUUAUUCUAUGCAAACUUCCACAAAA
Messenger RNA from Drosophila virilis, 2969 nucleotides. Its product is annotated as protein SCAI. The record is from RefSeq and is a predicted model, not a curated record. Gene Ontology annotation, cellular component: nucleus. Gene Ontology annotation, biological process: DNA-templated transcription. NCBI's taxonomy places the organism in Eukaryota, Metazoa, Arthropoda, Insecta, Diptera, Drosophilidae. Gene Ontology annotation, molecular function: transcription corepressor activity.